AAAAAGAAAACGUGGUAUCAAUCCUCUUGUCUUUUCUUUUCUUGCUGCAGGUCACAAUCAUUCCGGCAAGGGCCAUUGAAUGCAAGUAGCCGAAGUCAGUCGCAUACCUAUGUGAAUUCCAGCAUUUCAGCCAAUCCCUUACUCCCAAUUGAUACCGCAGCCUGGGAUUAUCGCAAUCAAUGCACCGACUCGAUGACGCCUUCUCUGACGAAGAGGGCAGCGGAUACCUUGGAUCGCCGACACGACAAUCCUACCGACCGCAAGCAUUCUCAAGUCACAGUAGCCCAGGCGGAGAUCUAUCAGACGAAGAAUUAUGCCUCGGAAUCGCCAACCUCGGCGGAACAAUUACACCACUCGGCAGCGGGUGUGCCGUCGGACCAUCAAAUGAAUGCGAAUCGCUCUGCUUCGCCACAGGGUCCGCAAUCAUGGACUUCACCCCAACACAGCAACAACACCACUCAGCAUCUAACACACCAACAGCAGCGCGGCCACGAUCAGGCUCGUGUGCAUCAAAGCGAUCACAAUUUAGGUCUGAGCCACUUGUCCCACUUGUACAGCAGCAACACCCCUCGUCGAGUCUCAGUGGCAUCGCAGGCGUUUGUGCCUGUUACGCCCCCGCCGCUGCAGCACAGCAGCAAUGUCAACACCAUCACCACCAGCAACAACACCAACAACUACCUACGCUCUAUCACCACCAAUACGGUGGGUCUCUCAGUGGAUCUCAGCAGCUCUAUGGAAUUGGAUCAGGAGGAGGUGGAGGCCCUGGAGCAGCAGGAGCUGGAAUUGCAGCAGGACUUGCACAUGGUGGACCAGCAGCACCAGGUGGAAUUGCUGGAAUCGGAUUUGCCCGAGGAGGAAGUGGAUUCGGACUUGACACAAUCUACCAUCAAUCGGGAGAGUAUGCAUACGGCAGUAUCGGCAGUGGGCCCGGCCUCAUCGGCGGUGGUGGCAACAAUAAUUGCCCCUCCUCCGCCGCAUCGGUUACCGGAGUCCCCAUCUCACACAACAGCGGCGGCGGCAGCAUCGGCCACCCCAAUUCAUUAUAGCAGUACCAAUUAUUCGAUGUCUAAACAGUGCAUGUUAAAUAAUAACGCAACCUCGACGGAAACCGAAACAGACAACAUUAUCUAUUCGGAUAUACACGACCUGCAUCCGUAUAAAUAUCCCGACUUCCAAAAAUCCACCUCGAGUGUUAAGCUCGAGAAUAAAUUGACAAAUAGUGAGACGGUAAAUCUGAAUGAUCGCAAUGACAUCUAUGCAACGGUAAAUCGUAAAACAAAGGCGAAGACACGCGAAAAACAUUUCUCCGAUGAGUUUAUCGAUGAGAGUAUCCUGCAGUAUACCCGCUCGAAGCAAUUGGGUAUGGCUGCGGAUAUUCGCAUGCCGGUUAGUUGUAAUACCUUGACAGAACAUGAUCUCAAUGAGAGGGGGGAUACAUUUGGCGGGGUGCCUCCUCUGCUACAGUAUCAGCAACCACAAUAUCACAAUGAUUUAAAUCAUCCUUCGGAUUCGUCCUCCUCGUAUUUUGGUACCGGGUUCAAUACCAAGCGUUAUGCUAACACCCUAAAUACGGAGAGGGUUAAAUUGGCAUUUUCGGAAAAUUAUCUAAAUCCCUCGAUGGAUUCACAAAGUUCGACCUCAGUUAAUAACAUGCCUAGACAUACCCAUUCCUUGCCUAGAAAUUCCGAACUGUCCGGCGUAGAUUCUGUAGAUAGUUAUGAUAGUCACUAUGUGACCCAUCAUUCGGUGGGCCAUUUGCCCUUGGAUCGCUUUAAAACCUCCUCGGAAAAAUUGGAAUAUCAAAUGUCCUCUUCGAAUUUAUAUUCCACAGCUUCGUAUAACAAGACCCCUCCACCAGGGGUGGGCUACUCCAGUGAAAGUCGUGACGAGGAGGAUGACGAAGACGACGAUGAUGAUGACGACGAUGAGGAUGAUGUCGAAGAGUUACGCCGCCGGGUUAUGGUGGAGAACAUAUACGACCAAGUGGAAAAGGAAUCCUGGUUGAAAAGUUCUUCUUGCAAAGAUCUUUACGAUUUCUCCCACUACGACAGGGAACAAUCGAAACCGAUGACCGCUUUUGAUAAGGAAUUCUUUUCAUUUAAUCGUAUUGAUUCUCCGGUCACGCGUUACGACGACUCACGUCACUCGCUGUAUUUCACCAAGAAUCAUAGCAUCGAUGCCACCCAAGAUUUCUCACCCCUAGCCCAUUCCAAAGUGUAUUCCUCUAGUUAUCCCGGCACCACCUAUAAUUCCCAGGUACAUCAUAGUCAUCGGGCCGGCCAUCGUCAUGGUUAUGGCCAUCACGUGGACUACUGUGGGUCUCAAGAUGAUAUUUCUCAGGACAGUUAUGAGCUAUUGGAAAAAUAUGAUAUUGAUUUCUUUAGUGGUCGUCGUCGUUCCGAAGAUCAUAUGCGUUCGUGUUCGCUGGAUUCGGGUAAUUAUAUACCCACCGAUGAUGAAUCGGUAUCGGAACAUCAUAAAUAUCGUUCGGCCAUGGAUGUGAAAUGUAAAUCGGCUGCGGAGUUGAUGAAUGAAAUAUGGGAUAUGGAGGAUCCCAGGUAUCUACCACGUGAAAAAUUAUCGGUAAAAUCGGAUGGUAAUUUUUACAAGAAAAUCAAAGGAAAUUUAUCGAGGACCUCUAGCCAGGAGUCACGUUCCGAUAUCUAUGAAACCAAAAUCUCAAGGAGUUCCGAUUCAAGUAAAAAAUCCAGGGACAGUUUGUACCACACGGAUAGCAAAAAAUCCAGAGAGACCACAAAAUCAAAGAACUCCGAGGUCUCCAGUCAGGAUUCCAAAGAAUCGCUGAUUGGUGAUUAUUUGGGUAAGAACUAUGAAAUGCCCACCACCACGGGUAAGGGUUACAAGCAUCUAAGUAAAAAAGAGAAAUUCGAAAAGUUUCUGCAAUCCAGCCAGGAAUCAAAAUCUGAUUAUUAUGAUGCUGUGGAAACGGUGGAACCAGCGGCUGAUGGUUUGAGUGUAAGACCCAAGGUGAAAUCUCACGAUUGUUUACUCUCCGAUACCCAGGGAUCCUCGGUGAAUAGUUCAUUUUAUGAUAGCCGUGAUACCUACUCCACUUUCCCCAGUAACAAAUCUGCCAAGACCUCUAAGGUCCAUUCGAUCAGCUUGCAAAAUGUCGAAAUUGAGCGCAAUGCCAAAUCCUUUGGUAGUAAAUCUCCCGACUCGGCCAAUACCCCCAAGCGAAAGGAGGAAAAAGAAAUACAAACCAAUGAUUCGAUUGACCAGACAGCACCAUUUAAGAAAUCCGAUUCUCAGUCUUGUAAAAUGUCAGCCUUUCGCCGUAGAUCGGAUAGUGAGAAUAUUUUUAGCUUCGAUCGUGAUCGUAUUGAGUGUAUUCAGAAUUAUGGUAAACAAUGGGAGUCACCGGGUAAGGAGGAGAAAACCAAGCAGAGUCCAGAAUAUCCCCUCACACCAGAAUUGGUAUCGGAGUUUGAGAAGCAACAGGCCAGGAUAAUGAAUCAGAAAAUCACACGCAAAGAGGAGUUGAUGGCCAAGACUCAUUUCGAGGAAUAUAAUCCGAUUAUGGUACCCUUGAACUAUGCCCAUGCCACAGUGGAGAGAACCAAAAGUGACCCGAACUCUUUGGCGAAUCGUAAUCGUUUGGGUAGCAAUUCGCGACGACAUGUCCUGAUGCAUCAAAAAUCCAUUGAUUUGACCCCAGCCGACUCCAGUGAUGAGGAUUAUAUUUACAAACAAAUACCCAGUGCCCCGCCUCUCUGCAAGGCCCAUGGUAACUUUGAAAUACCCAAAUGCUACGAUUCUCCCCUGAAAUCUGCAGAUAUACCCAAAAUGGGCUUUGAAAUGCCCAAGUCCUUUUUCCGGGAAUAUGAACGACGUUUCACAAAGGUCCUUAAGGAAGAUAUUCCCUAUGUCCUGCACAAGAGGCAUAUUAUGAAUGGCACAGCCCCCUCACCGGUGGAAAAGAAAUACAGCAAGCCGAAGUCUCCCAAAUCGCCGAAGUCACCAAAAUCUCCUAAAUCACCAAAGUCCCCGAAGUCUCCCAAAGCCAGCGAUGUGGCUAAGGGGUUGUUACAACCUGACACAGAUUUUUUGCCGGAUAUAUUGGAUAGCCUAUUGCCGGCCGAGACCAAGGAGUUUCUUUUUACCCAAAACAUUGAUCUCUCUAAGGUGGAUCCGAUUACUCUCGAAGUGGACAAGACCAUACCCAUUAUACAGCUGUCCUCACCCACCAAGCGGGGUGGAGAUAUUACCCAACAAAUUGAACCUUCAUUGCUGGAGAAGCUGAACAAGAAACUAAGCCAAAUCGAAAGUGAUUCGGCGACCAGUUCGAGGACCGAGUCCUUGCAACAACAAAAAAAUAAAUUGGAACAAAAACAAAUUGAGUUGAUACAAAGUUUGAGGGCGGAAUUGGCCGCCAAUGCCAGGAAGACUUUGAAAGCUCGAGUCAUACCCAAAACCAAGGUUACAGGGAAACCCAAGAAGGCCAAGACAAGGAUAACCUCAUUUUCCUCAGAUGAUGAAAGUUUGGAUUCAGAUGAUGUGUUCGGUUCGGCGGAGGCCAUACCAGAUCGUUUGGAAUUUUCCCCGCCACAGUCGAGAAAGGAAAUUGAACCGAUUUUGAGAAUCGAACAAAGCCGUCUCAUUUCCGCUGCCUGGGGUAGGGGCCAGACAAUGAGUUCUACGGAAAUUGAGGGUUCUCCACCCCAAUGUCGACGCUUGGCAGAGCUGGAAAGUCGUUAUCAUACACAAAAGUUAGAUCCCCACUAUGCCAAUGCCAGUGAGUUGAGGAGGAUCUCAGAACGUUCCAUAUCCAUACCAUCCUCGGAAGAUGAGCCACCUCAUGUACCAUAUCGCUCACGCAUGGAUGAGUGCACCAACGACUAUCAACGUAAUGAGAAUAUACCCUCUCCCAUCCUGGAACACACUGAGUUCUUUAGGAGCAACGAUGAUAUCUAUGAGACAUGUCAUGAGGAAAGAAUAACAGAAAUGGGUAUCGAUUAUACGUUGAAAAAGAAGACCUCCACUUCGGGAACGGUAAUUCGAGUGGAUAAGACCAAAUCCGCCAAGGUGAAAUUAUUGGAUGAGGUCAUUGACUCCUCAAUGGUUAUGCGUUCGAAGGGUCAUGCUCCCAUAUUGUUUGCCCAUGCCAGGCUUAACCUUUCCGAAGGUUCGGCAGUCUCACUGCAAAGACAAAAAUCCGCCUUGGAGUCACCAACCACGGAGAGGAGGACCAAGAGUUUAGAUACCCCGGUGAUAUCGCUACAUCGUUUACCACACAUGAAUGCCUUCUCCUCCAAAGAUGACACCGUGGGCUUUGAGGAGGAGGCUGAAAUAUUGGAAGAAAAGUCUUUGGAACAGGCCAAAUCGGCUCAGGAUGAGGAUACGGCGGAUAGUGUACACUCUUGUGCUGGGUCUAUACCCACCCAAACUUCGUAUGCCUCAGUGGGCAAGGAUUCGCUACUUAGUGCAGUGACCAUAGACGAUGAGGAGAUACAACUCCUGGAUCAAUUGAAAUAUAUUGAAAAAAUUGCCCUGCAGGGUGUGAAAAUUAAAGAUAAAAAGAAAUCCAAAAUGAAACUGAAGAGUGGAGAUCAUUUGAUCUUAAAUAUACCGAAAUAUAGAUUCACCGAUUGGUCACCAUAUAGCUCAGCAAAUAGUUCCAGGAAAACUUCGCCGGGGGUUUCGCGGGCCAGCAGCAUUGAGAGUACGGGUAAGGGGAAAUUGAAACUCAGUAUGGGUGAGGUAAGUGGUCGGAAGGCGGCGGGAGGUUCCAGAUCGAGGCCUGAGUCACGGCGCACAAGUGCUGAUGAUAUCAAAAAGGAGGGUGCAAAGGGUAAGAAAACCAGUCCCAAGGAGCGGCCCAGGAGCAUUGAAACCCGCCGCUUGAGUAAGGAUAAAAGUAAGAGCCAAGAGGAGACCGAGGCCGAUGUGGCCAAACGCAAGGAGCGACAACAAAAGCUCUACGAAUCGGCCAUGAAACAAACCAUUACCAUGUUGAGUCCCGUCAAGGACACCUUGCCACCUUUCCCGGCGCCAGAAGAUAAAAUCUCCGUAAAAACGGAAGGAGAUAAAAUCAUCAUUGAAACAGAAUUUAAAAGCAAAGCAGAGGACCAUGUUCUCAUUGCAAAGUCACCCAGAAAAUUGGACACCUCUCUCACCAAAUUUAGUCGCAGUUUUGAUGAGGGUCGCAGUCCCGAUAAGUUAGAUAAAGCCAGUCGUAGUUUUGAGGAUCGCAACAAGUCCUUUGAGAAUUCCGAAAUGUCUGAUGUACCCGAUGAUAUGGUCAUUAAGUCCCCCAAAAAGAUAGCCAAGAGUCAGGAGAUGAAACAGAAGAUUGAAGGCCCCGUGGUGGUGAGUACGAAUAAAAUCGACAUCAAGUCAAGUAGUUUGGAAAAGCCACACAUUACCGAACCACAUUUGCUGGGUGCCGAGGUUAAGGCCCGCAGUUUGGAUGACAAGAAACCAGAGGUAAAGAAGGUGGAAGAGAAGGCACCACUACGCAGUGCAAUUGGAGAUCGCCGAAUGUUCGCCCAUCAAUAUAAUGUCCAAGAGGACAUAGAUAUGCAAGCUGUCAUCUCCGAACGUAGAUCGCUGGAAAUAUUAAAGCGAUCACUACCCUCGGAGGAUACCAGGGAUAGUGAUUGUACCUAUAGCCGUAAGGCUUCGACGGCAGAUAGUUUGGAUUCCUUCGUGUCGGCCGAUGACAGUCAUUCCCCGGCCAGUAAGUCACCCAUACCUCAUCAAGAGGGUGGCUAUCCACAUCGGGUGCCAACCAUUGAAUGUGAAGAGGCCUCCAUUGAGGAGGAUGAUAGUUCGAGACAUUUGAAGGUGUCGCGUAUGGACACCAAUCGCCUGAGUUUGGACCGCAGUCGUAGUGAUGAAACCGGUUCCUGGAUGACGGUGGAAUGUGAUGAAUUUGUGGGUUCAGAUACUUCGGAAAAUGAACCUCGAACAUUGGAGCCCGAUCGCAAUGUCCUCGAGACCCAGGCCACAUUGGAUGAUGCUGUACCCCUAGAGUAUUCCAAUUGUGCCACACCCACAUCGGAUUUAAAUAUUUUGGUAACACCACCCAAUACCAGUCCCAUGGCCGAGAAAAACAUCCUGGAAUCAUUUGAAAAACAACAGCAGCAACAGACGGAACAAACGGAAACGAAACGUAAACCUUUGCUCGAGAAACAAAGUGAUAAAUCGAAGAGUUCGGAUUCCUGGACUAGUGGGGAGAAGGAUGUAAGUCCGGCGAGAGGAGAAAAGGGUGAUUGGAGUCUGUCGGUUAGUGGUGGGCGGGAGAAAAGCUCCAUGGAAGAAGAAUCAAGUGUUAGCUGUUCCAUUGCCAGACCCUUGGGCAUAUCGCAGGAUUUUGGAGAUUUGGAUAACAAAAAAUGUCAGGAACUCAAGGAGAAAAUGUUGAAAUUGGAGGUGGAUGCCAAUGCAGGUGGAGGAACAGAUAUUAAAUUCCAUAGUCCCAGUUCCAGCAAAGAUGUUACACCCACCAAUGAAACGGCCCCGGAAAUCCCCAAGCCAAUGGGUAAGAAACCCACCACUCCCACUUUGGAGAAGCAGAGUCCCAUUGAUUUUGGUAAUAGCGUGGAAUCCUAUUUGGAUGCCCUGGAGGAAAAGGCCAAUAAGGAAAGUUCUCCAUCAACAAAAGAGGAACAGGAUGGCAAAGAACCACAUGAAAUGACAAGUGGAAAUGGAACUGGGGCUGUGGUGGUCAAAGAAAAGAAAUUACCCAAAAUUGAAAAACCUGCCAGGAAAUUGGCAGUCAAUAAAGCCGCUGAGGGUGCGGGAGAUAAAGCCAAAUCCGGUAGCAGCUCUCAGGAAUCCAAAUCCAGUUUUGAUUCCAAAGGUUCGUUGAGUGUCGAGUCACGAGGUUCUUUUGAAACGGAGAGCAGCUCCGGAUCUAUGGGUGCGGCCCAUCGCCGUGGUGAGUUACUGAUGAAGGAACAACAAUCCACCUGGAAACCAUUCCCCAUAGAAAGUUCGAAUAGCUCCAGUACCGAUGACCCAUGGCAUCACGUUGAAACCGAUGGUGGUUAUGAACGAUUUGAUACCAACAAUCCGCAAAGGGAUUCCUCCGAUAGUGAACUCAAAGAAGUUUCACCCGAUGAACAAAAGGAAAGUGAUACCAGUUUUCAGGAUGAACUCAAUGAUUUUCCCACAACAUUUGGUUAUCCGGCCAUGACCAGUUCGCUAAAUGGUAUUGGCGUGAAUCCCACAGACAUUAUUGGCUAUAGUUCAGGAUUUACUUUGGGGCGUACCCUGUCCAGGAUUUCCGAACGUAGCACCGCCUCUGAGAAGUCAAGUAUGGAUGAUGAUAAGGCCUCUACGCAUUCGAUGAGUAUUCACGAGGAAUCUAUUGGUUCGGCAACAGACCAUCAGGCCAGUCUUAGUUCGGAUUCGAGGAGUAAUACAAACUUAAAUUAUAUCUCCGAUACAGAUCGCAGAACCUCAGCAGAAAUGCCGGAUAUACCAUGUGAUUCGGCAACGGGAGAUCGUAGCAAUAGCAGUUUUAAUGAACCCAAAUCUCCCACACGGGUGACUGGUAGAUUUUCCGUGACUCAUGUCGAUGAACAGGGUGGGGAAGGAGAGGAUCGUCCUACACUUAUGUGUCUUUCCAAUGCUGGCAGCCAGGAUUCCGAAGAUUGGCCUUUGCCGGAAAUACCCUAUGACCAUGUGCCGGUGAAACCCAUCGACUCUCUAUAUGAAAUACCCGAUUUGGAUAAGCCGGUACCAAAAUCAUUCUGCUGGAAAGCUGGUAUGUCAUUUCCCUCAGAAGAUUCCCAGGAUUGGCCAACACCACCUUCCAGUGCCGCCGGGACCCCAGUCGUUGUGGAAGAUAUUGAAACCUAUUUCACUUCGGAGGCCCAAAAGGCGGAUCAAGUAAUGGUAGAGUCCUUUACCACCACAGAGCGUACCGAUGAUGAGGCAGAGGAUAAACUGUCUUUGGAAGAUUUCCCAAUAUCACCACCUGAAAUGGCCAAGGUUAUACCCUAUGAAGAUACCGCCUACCUAAUGUCCUCUGCCUUUGAGGAUAAAGAUUUUGGGGCAGAUGAUUAUCAGCACGAUACGGCGGCUGCAACAUGUUUGAGUUCGACCUUGAAUGCUGCAACCUGCCUAUCGAACUCCUUCAAUGUAUCAUGUUCCUCAUCCUCUCCCAAGGGACCAAGAUCUACAUCGUUGAGGAAAGAUUCGAGUGCGGAAACCGUUAUCAUGGCACAGCCCACAAGAUCCCCAGCACCCAGGUCACCCCUCUCCGAAGAGGAGGUAUUCUCCAAUGAUGAAGUAUUCAUGCCGGGCACAAUUAAGGUCCAAUUAUCGCCUGAUGAAACCAAGACCCAGGAAUACAUAAGGAAAUUAUCGAGAGGCUCCAAUAACUCCGACACCUCCAUAGAUGACAUAUUGUCUCCCACCACCGGCACCGUCAGACAUAAUUACGAACAUCGUCUCAGUUCGGGUAGCUGUCGUAAAUGUAGCCAUUCCAGUCACUCCGAGGAGGAUACCAGUUCCAUUGGCACAGAUUUGGAUGGUACCGUGCGCAUGGGCAUGCAAAAGAAAUGUACUCAUAGCUCUCAUUCGGAAGACACUUCCAUUGGAUUGAGUAUAUCCGAUUGGUCGACCGGCACCAAUACGGUAAGGCAAUAUGCCAAUCUUUCCGGCUCGGAUAGUCUUUCGGCAGUGUCGAAUUUAUCAUGUGCCAAAUCGGAAAAAUCCAAUCAAACUCGAUCGAGUCUAAGUUCCAUAAAUAAAUCGGCGGAAAGUUUGUGUGAUAAUGGCUCUUCGGAUGGACUGCGCUAUGAUAUGCUGUCCAGUUCGGAAACGGAUAAAAUGUCCGAUACCACAUCGGCUACCAAGAGUGAUGACACCACUCUCACUUUGACCGAAAUGGCCCAGACCAUGUCUGAGUGGUCUACCUCAAGUAGCCGAACACUGGUGGGACCAGCUCCGGGUGAUGUUAAUGAUCAAAUGAAUGGUCGCAGGGCCAGCUACAUUGACUACCAACCCUUGAAGUACCACAAGACCGGAAGUCGUGAGAAAAAUGAGGAUGAGAAGAGGGGAUCCCUACCCCAAAUCCAUCGACGAAGCAGCAGUAAUGGUCUGCAGCGUAUGAGUAAUGAAGAUUUGGCCCAAAAGCCUACCACCUCCGAUGAUAUGGCCGAGACCACAGCGGCCAGGAAACGACGUUCUCUGGAAAUGAUGUCGAAGCGUUAUCAAAGCCAGGAAUUAUGUUCGGAAAGUGAGUCAUUUGUUGAGCGGCUAUAUGCACCAAGUGAAAAGUUAACUGAACGCUAUCAAAGUCAGGAAUUUGUACCAUUACAUGGUACGCCGGGACAACCUCCUGCCACAGCUCCAAAACCGGUGAAAGGAAAAGCACCACAACCUCCUCAGGCGGGAGGCACAAAACCCAAGGCUCCACAACCACCACCCAAGCCAACAAAACCCAAAAUGUCAGUAACCCAACCUUUGAUGCAGGCCCUCCUCAGACAUAUGAAAGAGCCGGGAGUGGCUGAGGCUGCAGCGGCUCAGGCAGCAGCUGAGGAGGAAGCAGCCGCAGCUGAAAAACAAAAACAAGCUGAGGAGCUGAAAAAAGCCAAACCUCCACCACCACCCAUACCACCCCUGCCACCCAUUACCUCACCCACAGAUUUGCCCGAAACCGAAAUUGGGCCACCGGGUGAAAAACCCCUGGCCAAACAUCACAGUUACGACGACAAAACUCUGUCCAAAUCCCAAAUCAGGGAAUACAAAACCAACAAAGUCAGACAAUCGAAUUCGUUCCAUGAGCACAUGCUCACGCAGUCUCAACAAUCAUCGAUCGAAUCCAUGCCGGCCUCUCGUAUAGAUGAGGAAUUAAACUCAACUACCGGAGGAGGAGGAGGCGCAGCUACCUCCUCCUCAUUUACAUCGACAACGACAACCACCACCAUCAACAGUGGCAAUACAACGAGUAAUGAAACCAACACCACCACCUCCUCACCCAUGUUACCCUCUCGAGCGGAAAAACUCAUCAAAUGUUCUCCCUAUUAUUCGAGUAGCCUCAGCUCCGAAUCGCCACCCAAUCAGCUGAUACAAAAACCACCACGCAAAGGUUCAAUUUCACGCACGGCACCCAUCAUCAAGUCACCACCCAGUGGCAAUGAUACCGACAGCUCGGUAGAUGUUCGCACCCAAGAUCCGAAAUUACGAACACGAGGCUAUCGCAAAAAGCGGCAAAUCACCGCCAAGCGCGUACGAUCUUCUGAGAGAAAUCUCGUUGAACAGGAAAGUUCCGAAUGUUCAGAGGGCUAUAUGCCCGAAAUGGACUCUGGAGGUUCAGAUCCUUCCUAUCGACAUAGCGAAUACUAUGAAUUCGACGAAGAGCUGGAGGAACGUGAACAGGAAACAGAUGAAUAUGAUGAUUAUCCGCAAUAUUCGGGUGUGGCCUUUUCAUCAACAUCAUCGGCCUUCGAGAGUCUGGAUAUGACGGCGGAUAAUGUUGAUGAAAUGGGUUUUCCACGCUAUGAUCGGUUGAGUCACAUCACCAAUCCCAUAUAUCAGCAACAGUCGCAUCAGUUCCAACAAACGAGAAUCAGUAGACCAGCACCAGCCAACCAUCCCAUGCCACCACCCUCUGGGCAACCCAUUAAACCGGCUCGCACCAAAAAACGCCAACUGAAACGUGAAGAUUCGGUAAUGGGUUCCCAGUCCCAAUCCUCCGCCGCACCAUAUGGCUCCGGUUCAUCGGGGCAAUAUCAUGGCCGUUCCUAUUGUAAUCCGGAAGAGAGUGAAUUUGAAACGAAGGGUGGUCUAUCUGAUGAUAUGGCCAAUAGUAGUGAGGAUAGUAAUAAUAGUUUCUAUCACUGUACUGGUACCAUUAAACGUGGUACCACGUCCAGUGGUAGUGUACGUGAUCAGCGACGUAAGUCCAAAUCAAGUGAUCUCGAUUUGCCAUAUCCGGAUUUUCUAUCCGACUAUGAAACCGAACCCAUAGAAUAUGAACGUUUUGCCUGUGGCCUAGAUAUACGCGUAGAUCCACCACCGAAAUUCCAUGAUUCUGAUGAUUUGAGUGAUCAAUAA
Musca vetustissima is the source of this 12033-nucleotide messenger RNA. RefSeq lists its product as uncharacterized. The annotation marks the transcript as partial. The transcript is spliced from 8 exons. NCBI's taxonomy places the organism in Eukaryota, Metazoa, Arthropoda, Insecta, Diptera, Muscidae. Gene Ontology annotation, molecular function: guanyl-nucleotide exchange factor activity. The record is from RefSeq and is a predicted model, not a curated record.